Molecule: messenger RNA, 1651 nt
Organism: Gracilinanus agilis (Agile Gracile Mouse Opossum)
Lineage: Eukaryota; Metazoa; Chordata; Mammalia; Didelphimorphia; Didelphidae
Gene: ATP1B3
Product: ATPase Na+/K+ transporting subunit beta 3
Exons: 7
Coding region: 294-1118 (274 amino acids)
Biological process (GO): intracellular sodium ion homeostasis; sodium ion export across plasma membrane; potassium ion import across plasma membrane
Cellular component (GO): sodium:potassium-exchanging ATPase complex
Molecular function (GO): ATPase activator activity
Source: RefSeq, a predicted model, not a curated record
GCAGCGAGGAAGUGCCACCGCCUCGGUGCUCCCUCCCUCCCAUUCUCUCCGGGUGUGUGAGCGUGUGAUCCCCCUCGGUCCCUCGCGAGCUCUUGCUGGGCAGUCCGCUGCCGGACGCUGACCGGAUCCCCCCUUCCUCACCCCGUCCUGGUCCUCCUCGGUCCCUCCGCCCUUUCCUCCUCCCGGAGUCUCCCCCUUCACGUACCCCGGCUUCCCCGUAACCACACUCGCACGCACUCACACACACAGCCACGCUCUGACGCGGACCUCUCCUGUCCCCACGCGCGCCCAUCAUGUCCAAGGACGAUAAGAAAGACGAGCAGGAGGACAGUUGGAGGAACUUCAUUUACAACUCAGAGACCAGCGAGUUCUUGGGGCGGACCGUGGAGAGCUGGAGUUUGAUCCUUCUCUUCUACCUGGUCUUCUAUGGCUUCCUUGCUGCUCUCUUCUCCUUCAUGAUGUGGGUGAUGCUGCAGACACUGAAUGAGGAAACACCAAAGUACCGGGACCUGAUCUCCUCCCCAGGGCUUUCAAUUGUCCCCAGACCAACGAAUGCAUUGGAGAUCUUGGUCAAUACCUCUGAAAAAACCUCCUAUGAACAUUAUGUUACCGCAGUUGGACACUUUUUAAAGAGAUAUGAAGACAGUAUGCAAGAAAAAAACUUAGACUGUGAAAGUGGAAUCUUUUUUGAACAAAAGAGCAAGUCUAAACUGGCUUGUAAAUUUUCUCUUAAAUUACUUGAACUCUGCUCUGGAAUGAAUGACACCAGUUUUGGCUUUGAUGAAGGAAGUCCUUGUAUAAUUUUGAAAAUGAAUCGAAUAAUCGGAUUAAAACCUGAAGGAAAUCCAUAUAUACAGUGUAGUGUUAAGGAAGAAAAUGUGACGCUAAGAACUUUCCCACAAACUGGAAAGCUUGACUUAAUGUAUUUUCCAUAUUAUGGGAAAAAAAUGCAGAAGGACUACCUGCAGCCGCUGGUCGCUCUCAAGGUCUCGUUUGAGGACGGCUCCGAGGAGGCGAGCAUAGAGUGCAAGGUGGAAGGGUCGCCCAACCUGAAGAACGAGGAUGAACGGGACAAGUUCUUGGGCCACAUCGCCUUCAAAGUCAUGCUGGCUCACUAGGCUGAGCAGCCCACCUCCACAGAGUUAUCGUUGUGUUGUCUAUCUUCAUUUCGUAUCUGCGGGACCUGCCAUUCUAGAAUUGGAAACCACGUGGGAGAAGUCUAGGGUGGUACAGGACGUUGGGGGUAGCAUAAUAAUGGGCUUCCAGAUUCUGAGUGUAAUGUCCUCCGAGUAACUGCCUUUGCCUUUGCCUGCCCCAUUGGACCAGUGUGCAGACAUAGACAUGUCAUAUUAGGGACCUGUAAAUAGCUGAUUCUAAACGUCUAAUAAUGGUGGUCUUGUCCUGUUCUAAUGUGGUUUUAUCUCCAAGUGUCUAUAAAGCUUAAUGUGCUGUGCUAUGUAAAUAUUGUAUUGAUUUAACACUGGUUUAACUGUCAUUAUCUCAAUGCCAACACAUCUUUAGGGAUCAAAUGAUAAAAAAGGUACCUGACCCACCUACAGUGAUUUAUAACUCUGCAAGAAUUGUGACGUGUGGAGACGCCUUAAGUUCUGUGUGUGAGGAGGAAGAUAAAUAAAAAUGGAUUUUAAACGUG